GCAGUUUAGCUCAAGCUGCUGCUAAAGAGCUGUAUUGAUCUGAAGGGUAAAUGUGUAGAGAGAGCCAGAGAGCUAGAGAGAAAGAGAGAGAUCCAGAUCCAAUCAUUUCUUAGAAGAGAGACAAUCUCUCUGCCAGAAAGAAAGUGCUUUCAACCCAUCUGUGUUCCUUGUCACAUCUUUGGUGAAUGAAAAAGAGGACGCCUGUGAAAGCUGUUCGUUGCUACGGUGGGGUACAGACAAGGUUUCCCUUAGCCGAAGCUGCUGUUGCAUCUUGCGGCCGCUGCUGCUUCUCUUACUGCUGCAGUUGCAUAUAGCAGAUCACUGUUACCAGUUUCAAGUGCUAAUUUGGGGUGUAAGGACUUAAAAUUUUGCUGCUGAGAACAUCAAGAGAUGUGGGAUUCCUGCUGCAGACAGUGAGGAGUUCAACGUCAACAGCAAAGGACAGCCCAGGAUGUCUCUCUACCUGGAGGGUGCUGAUUGAAAACUUCAAUUGUUUUCCAAAUAAACAGUUGAUUGCAAGCGCUUGCUGCUUUCUCUUAGCUUUGUGAAAAGAGAGGAUUUUCAAUUAAGGUCUCUUUAGAUGGAAUUUAAUGCAGCAGAAACCUUGCCACCAGAAGGAUUAAUGUCUGCAUUAGCAUUUCGGCAAUAAAAAAAUCCGGAGCUAAGUGGUGGAGGCCCUCGGACAGCCUCAAACCUGGAUUCUUCAACUCAUCAUUCCGUGUUGGAGUUUUUAAUUACUUGCUGUAGGGAAACCAUUGCCAAUGCUUACAAGGAACUGCUUAUCCCUCCUUCUCUGGGUCCUGUUCGAUGGAGGUCUCUUAACACCACAACCACAACAGACUUUAGAAGCUGAACCAAGGGGAAAUGUUGCCACAACACCAGAACGGAGGAUGCCCGCCGUGCGGGUCAAGCGAGGCUGGGUGUGGAAUCAGUUCUUUGUGCUGGAAGAAUACAUGGGCUCCGAACCUCAGUACGUGGGAAAGCUUCAUUCAGACUUGGACAAGGGAGUGGGAAGUGUUACGUAUACAUUAUCAGGAGAUGGAGCUGGUACAGUGUUUACCAUUGAUGAGACCACAGGGGACAUUCAUGCCAUAAGAAGCCUUGAUCGUGAAGAGAAGCCUUUCUACACUCUACGAGCUCAAGCAGUGGACAUAGAAACAAAGAAGCCACUGGAACCUGAAUCAGAGUUCAUAAUCAAAGUUCAGGAUAUUAAUGAUAAUGAGCCAAAAUUCCUUGAUGGGCCUUACGUUGCAAGUGUUCCUGAGAUGUCUCCUGUAGGGGCAUAUGUGCUGCAGGUCAAAGCAACAGAUGCUGAUGACCCAACAUAUGGAAACAGUGCCAGAGUGGUUUACAGUAUUCUUCAGGGACAGCCAUAUUUCUCCAUUGAUCCCAAGACAGGUGUUAUAAGAACAGCCUUGCCAAACAUGGACAGAGAAGUCAAAGAACAAUAUCAGGUUCUCAUUCAAGCCAAGGAUAUGGGAGGACAGCUUGGAGGAUUGGCGGGGACUACUACCGUGAACAUCACUCUCACAGACGUCAAUGACAAUCCACCAAGAUUCCCCAAGAGUAUAUUCCACUUAAAAGUACCUGAGUCUUCUCUCAUUGGUUCCGCCAUUGGAAGAAUCAGAGCAGUGGAUCCUGACUCUGGGAGGAAUGCAGAAAUUGAAUAUACUAUUGUUCCAGGAGAUGGAGGAAACUUGUUUGACAUCAGCACAGAUGAAAACACACAAGAAGGGAUCAUCAAGUUGAAAAAGCCAUUAGACUUUGAAACAAAAAAGGCAUACACUUUUAAAGUAGAGGCCUCAAAUGUCCAUCUUGAUCAUCGCUUCCAUUCUGCUGGCCCUUUCAAAGAUACUGCGACAGUCAAAAUCAACGUGUUGGAUGUGGAUGAACCUCCAGUUUUCAGCAAACAUUUUUAUACCAUGGAAGUUUAUGAAGAUACUCCAGUUGGAACAAUUAUAGGAGCUGUGACUGCUCAGGACCUUGAUGUUGGCAGCAGCGCCGUCAGAUACUUCAUAGACUGGAAGAGUGAUGUGGACAGCUACUUUACGAUAGACGGAAUGGAAGGAACUAUUGCCACAAACGAAUUAUUGGACAGAGAGAGCACAGCACAGUACAAUUUUUCUAUAGUUUCAAGUAAACUUAGCAAUCCACUAUUAACCAGCAAGGUCAAUGUCAUCAUCAACGUCUUAGAUGUCAAUGAAUUUCCUCCAGAAAUUGCGGUGCCCUAUGAAUCUUAUGUGUGUGAAAAUGCUAGACCAGGACAGGUAAUCCAGGUUGUUGGUGCUGCAGACAAAGAUUUGUCACCUGCUGGGCAAAAAUUCUCUUUUCGACUGUCACCUGAGGUUUCUACAAAGCCAAAUUUCACAGUCCAUGAUUUCAGAAACAAUACAGCUGGGAUUAUAGCCAGAAGAAGUGGAUAUAGCCGUCGGCAACAAGAGCUGUAUUUUCUUCCAGUUGUGAUAGAAGACAGCAGUUAUCCAAUACAAAGUAGUACAAACACAAUGACAAUCCGUGUUUGCAGAUGUGAUUCUGAUGGUACCAUCCUCUCUUGCAAUGUUGAAGCCAUCUUCCUGCCUGUUGGACUCAGCACAGGAGCCUUGAUAGCAAUCCUGUUGUGCAUUGUUAUACUUCUAGUUAUUGUGGUUCUGUAUGUAGCCUUGAGACGGCAGAAGAAAAAAGACACCCUAAUGACCUCAAAAGAAGACGUCCGAGACAAUGUCAUCCAUUAUGAUGAUGAAGGAGGUGGUGAAGAGGACACCCAGGCUUUUGACAUUGGGGCCCUGAGGAAUCCUAAAGCAAUCGAGGACAACAAAAUGCGCAGAGAUAUAAAACCAGAGGCUCUCCGCUUGCCUCGUUCAAGACCAUCCGCUGAGGACAAUACAAAUAUCAGAGAUUUUAUAAAUCAAAGGCUGAGAGAAAAUGAUGGAGACCCCUCAGCUCCCCCUUAUGACUCACUAGCGACAUAUGCUUAUGAAGGAAAUGGAUCUGUGGCUGAAUCUCUCAGCUCUAUAGAUUCCCUUGCAACUGAAGCAGACCAGGAUUAUGAUUAUUUGAGUGACUGGGGACCACGUUUCAAAGUCUUAGCAGAGAUGUUUGGAGAAGAAGAAAGCUAUAAUCCUGAUAAAAUUACUUAGCUGGGGGGAUAGAGGAAAAAGGAAAAGUUAACCCAUGGCAGAUUUUGAAAUGAGCAAGCUUUAUAGAACAAGAUCCUUUUGAUGAUAAGAGACAGAAUCUGUUUCCAGCAAGCUCCUAUAUUUAUCAUACCGUCAAUCUUGGUUUAACUAUUUGUCAAAGGAAGGAUCAUCCUUGACUUUUUUUUGUUGGUUGGUUGAUUUUUAUUAUUAUUAUUUCCUUGGAUUCACAGUGAGGCAAUCUCAGGCCUAUUCACUACAGUUUACUGUUAUAGAAAAUACCCAGAAGGAAGGAAAGCUUUCCAGCAUCGUGGUGGAAGAGUGGUAGAUUUUUCUUAAUUCCACUGAAGUGCCUAUUGAAACUCUUACCAUUUAAAGUGGAAGUGAUUGCAGCAAUGGAGUGAUGGAAAACUGACAUAAAGAAAAGGACAUUAAUCUUUAUGUCGAGAAGCAAUAGCCACAUGCUGACUUCUGAUUCUUUUAAAACACAGCAGCUGGAAUCUGUCCAGUGACCACAACUUGACGGGGAUAAUGUUUUAAUCUUAUUGGUUUGUUUUUGCUUUUGUUUUGUUUUUUAAACCGGGAAACAUUUUUUAUUCCUACACUUCACAGGGAGGGGGGUAAUUAAAAAAGUGGUUAUUCCCAUUCAAGUUGUAAAGUUGUAAACUUAAUUCAAUGGAUAUUUAAAAUGUUCAUCAAAAUGUUACACUUUUUCAAGAAUUAAAAAAAUGAGAUGUGACAGAAUCA
This is a messenger RNA of Anolis sagrei ordinatus, 3881 nucleotides long. It is a transcript of the gene CDH12, whose product is annotated as cadherin 12. NCBI's taxonomy places the organism in Eukaryota, Metazoa, Chordata, Lepidosauria, Squamata, Anolidae. Gene Ontology annotation, biological process: cell-cell junction assembly; adherens junction organization; calcium-dependent cell-cell adhesion. Gene Ontology annotation, molecular function: calcium ion binding; cadherin binding. Gene Ontology annotation, cellular component: adherens junction; plasma membrane; catenin complex. The record is from RefSeq and is a predicted model, not a curated record.